Peronospora matthiolae is the source of this 972-nucleotide messenger RNA. The record is from the annotation of a GenBank genome assembly. NCBI's taxonomy places the organism in Eukaryota, Oomycota, Peronosporomycetes, Peronosporales, Peronosporaceae.
AUGGCAGGCCACGUCGUCGUAAACGAAGAGGAGGUUCCCGUCCAAAUGAAGCCAACAGUCGAGUCGCAAUGGACGCGCUUUCUCGCUGGGGGAGUCGCAUCCGCCACUGCUGAGCUCCUGACGCUGCCAAUUGACAUCACCAAAGUGCGGCUGCAGACACAGAGCUCGGGCCCGAUUACAGGCACCAAGUCAGUCGUGCAGUACAACGGCAUGGUCCAUGCUGCACAGACCAUGAUCCGACACGAAGGCUUUGGCGCGCUCUGGAACGGAGCGAUGCCUGCACUGCUGCGUCAAGUGUCGUACACGAGCAUCUGCAUGGCACUCUACGAACCACUGCGCAACGUCUUUGGAGCGAAUGCCGCGGACUCGAGUGGAAAUGGUGAAGUGCCGUAUGUCAACAAGUUCUUGGCUGGGGGCUGCGCUGGCGCCAUUGGGAUCAGUCUCGCCAAUCCUGUGGAUGUGAUCAAGGUGCGCAUGCAAGCGAGUCGUUCCGGCAGGAUGUACCACGGCAUUACGGAUGCGUUCCGCACGAUCUACCAGCGAGAAGGUCUUCGGGGCUUCCUCCGUGGCAUGCCGCCCAAUAUCCAGCGUGGGUUCAUCGUGAAUGCUGCCGAGCUGAGCACGUACGAUCACACCAAAGAGCUACUGGUCUCGUCUGGACUGCUUCACGAGGGCGGACUCGCCCAUACGAGCGCCAGCUGUGUGGCAGGAUUUGCCGGUGCGACUGCGUCCAAUCCGAUCGACGUCGUCAAGACACGGUUAAUGAGCCAGCCAACGGACGCAAAUGGCAGGGGGCUCCAAUAUGAAGGCAUGCGGGACUGUAUUCGGAAGACGUUUCGCGAAGGAGGUGUAAGCGCCUUUUAUAAAGGCUUUGCACCCAACUGGAUGCGGAAAGCGCCUUGGUGUAUCGUCUUCUUUGUCACGUACGAGAAAUACCGAGCGAUUCUAGUCCCAGACGACGAUGAGCUGUAG